Molecule: messenger RNA, 912 nt
Organism: Protopolystoma xenopodis
Lineage: Eukaryota; Metazoa; Platyhelminthes; Monogenea; Polystomatidea; Polystomatidae
Source: the annotation of a GenBank genome assembly
AUGCCCCGAACGGCACACAAUAGUCUGGACAAGCAUCGAAUCUGUCCACAUGCAGCCUAUUUUCCUUCGCUGUGCGUAACCUGCUUGUCGCCCAGCAUCACAACAGAGACAUACUCUUCCUUUUUCUGGGUGUCUAUCUGGGCUGGUCUGGCCAAGAUCGGAAUUUUGCGUGCUAGCCUUUCGGCGACUGCAGAUCUCCACUCUCGAAGGGCCACGACCAACUCGUUCGUCCGGUCUGGCAGUCACUUCAAGAUGGCCUCCUACCGACUCUCUCUGCUGCUUGGAUGUGUGCUCCUCCUCAUCAUGGACCUAACUCACGUCACGUACCAAGAGAUCUUCACGGCCAUGUCAGACCUUGGCCAAGCCGUCCAGACGGGUCACGAGCUGGUCGCCGAUCUCUACACUUACGCUGAUCUCGAGGAGGACCGUUUGGCUCGGAUUCGCCAACUGGCCGACAAGUUGGCCAACUUCACAAUAGGCCAUGGAGAAACCGCCUCGGAGCAAGGCAUUUCACAGCAUCUGCCCAAAGACGAGCAAGAAGAGCUCUUGGUUAGCAACCCAAUCAAUGCGUAUUUAGUCGUGAAAAAUCUGGUUGCCAACUGGAAGACCGAGCUGUUGAGUCUGGUACAGCGAAUAAGUCCCAACACUUCGAAGGAGGCAGAAGAAGAUCGUGAUGAGAACUCUGCUGAUGUAGAUGAACUGGGCGCCUAUGGGAAACCGGAAACAAGCCGGCAGGUGAUGGAACGCAUCUCGGAGAAGGUCAGCACUCUGCCUGGCCACGAGGAUCUGGUCGGCGCAGCUGAUGCUGUUCUGCGUCUCCAGACGACCUAUAAGCUCUCCUCGAUCGACCUCUCCGAAGGGAAAGUCGUUCCGGGCGUGUCAUCUCCAAAGCUAACCGGUUUGUCAGCUUGA